AUGGUCGCGGAAGAGCAGGAGCGACGACGGCAGCAGCAGCAGCAAGCAAGCAACGGCAGAAAGUGUCGUCCAGCGUCAAUUUGUCUGGGAAUCAGUCGUGCCUUCCAUCCGCUCUCCACCAUCCACAGCGACCCGAAACCAAAGGCGCUGCUGGACGCGAGUCACCAACGCAACACCAACCAGCAAGCACCGGCAGCGGGAACACUCCACUCUCACACAGUCAGAAUCCCGAUCCCAACCCCAGGCUCCCCCCUCUCUCACUCUUGUGGUAUUCUCUUUCUCACCCUCUCCCUCUCACUCACUCUCACACACGGCACACCCAUCAAAUCACACAUACCUACUAGGGGUAUCCGUACCAUUCGUACAUACACUAUUACUCACUUACUCACACAUCCCGACCUCACACUCCGCGGUUUUCUGGCUCGCGCGCUAGGUACUCUCGUACUACUGAGAUCCCUCGUCUUGUUCCUCCCCUCGUCUUUUAGUCCCGUCCACCCCCCGGAAGUACCUGACCUUGCCAACCUUUCGAACUUCUUCCGUCUUGUCUCUCGACCCUCUGUCCAUCCAACACUUUUUGACUUCACAUCGCCUCACAAUACCUACUUCAUCUUGCGUCCCGCCUGCGUCUUGCCUCAGCACUUUGCCUUUCUGCUAGCGACUCUUCCGACGACUAUUUCGACUUCCCGACAACGAAAUCUGCGAACCAACCUCCUCCCUCGCACUACAACGAUCCAACUUCUCGUCCAAACCUUCGCUCUUCACCCAACCCAAAUCUACACCUACACUACGCAAUCGAACCGCUCCUAUCAUGAUGGCAAUCUAAAGCCCGAACCGUCGUUGCGAUCUUUUUCCUCGGCCGCCGUGCGAGCCCCGUUCUUCGUUCUCCCACGCCCCUCAUUAUGUCGAGUCGCCGACUGGGACUUUCACGACCAGUCGAACCUGAGCGCUUUCACGAAUACUAUGGACCCACAACAGCCUCUUCCUCAUCAGAGGAACUCUCACAACCCUCAUCUGCUGGCCCUUGUGCCGCCCACUUCCAAUGCCCUACCCUUGAGGUCUUCCGCUAGCACGCCAAUGACCUCUCCGGGACUUUUCAGUCCCUCAAACCCGCGUCCGAAAAUGAACUUUCCGAUCCAUGCCUCGUCCGACUCAAACACUCCGAACGUCGAGACCAGCAGUCCCUACCUUCACCCGCUCCAGAACCACAAAGUCAGAGAGACACAUAAAGCCUUGAUUGACUCCGACAGCAUUACCGGCCGCAAGCUCAUCAACCAGUAUGAAGUCAUCGAAGAAAUUGGCAGAGGUGUGCACGGAAAGGUCAAACUUGCCCGAAAUCUCGAGACGGGCGACAAUGUGGCUAUCAAGAUCAUUCCACGGUACUCUAAGAGACGACGACUCGGCAAGGUCAUGGCCAUGUCCCCGCAGGAAAAGACGAUGAGAGAGAUCGCCAUCCUCAAGAAGAUGAGGCAUCCCAACGUCGUCUCGCUGCUGGAGAUUAUCGACGAUCCGGAAUUGAAAAAGAUCUACCUGAUUCUCGAACACGUGGAGCUAGGCGAGGUUGUCUGGAGAAAAAAGGGAUUACCGCACAUCUGCCACCACGAGCGUCGUCGCAUCGAGAGAGAAAGCAGAGGUCAGCCGCUGACCCCAGAGGAGGAGCAUUACGAAAAGAUAAUGGAGGAGAAGUACAAGAUCCGGGAGCAAAAGCGGGAAAAGAUGUCUCGAGCCAACAUGAACACCCAUGAGUUUUGGAGUAUCGAGCACGGUAUUUCUGACGACGCGAGUUGUGGAUCGCAAUCCCGCGUCCCCUCAAGGGACGAUCUAGGAGCAUUGGACUUUUUCGGAGGCGAAGGGUCACAACCCAAUUCGCUGCAGGCAUCCCGGGCUACAUCUCGAGCGCCAUCGCGGUCUCAGUCUGUGAAGUCAAUUCGCGACACCGUUUUUGACCAGGAAGCCAUCGACGACACUGAGGACAUCGAGACGCCAGGCCCGCUACAGACCAGCAACCCAGGCUCAGCUACCGCACUCGAUGGCACUAUGUAUGGCGCUUACAUGGAAGACGCGGCCUUUCGAGGUCGUUCACCCAGCAUGGCCGAUUCCAUCAUUUCGCACAUGUCCUCGGUCGACUGGAACACUCGGAUGCACGACCCUUUCGCUGAAGACUUUUCCUACGUUCCUUGCUUUACCAUCGACCAGGCAAGAACGACUUUCCGAGACACUGUCUUAGGCCUGGAGUACCUGCAUUACCAAGGUGUCGUACACAGGGAUAUCAAGCCUGCUAAUCUACUGUGGACCAAAGAUCACCGCGUCAAGAUCUCCGACUUCGGUGUUUCGUACUUUGGCCGUCCUAUCCGAGAAGGCGAGGCCGACGAUGAGACGGUCUCAGAAUCUGAAGCACAAGAUUUCGACGAUGAUCUUGAGUUGGCCAAGACAGUUGGCACCCCAGCAUUCUUUGCACCUGAACUGUGCUACACCGACGCGGACCGCAUGGAACAACCGAAAAUUUCCGAAAUGAUCGAUAUUUGGUCACUUGGCGUAACCCUCUACUGCCUCAUCUACGGACGUAUUCCUUUCCAGGCCGAAGAUGAGUGGCAGAUGUUUCGAAAAAUUGCCACUGAGGAUGUCUUCAUUCCCCAAAAACGCCUCAGGGCAGUGGACCCUUCUACCCCUCCUAACUCUGAAUCUCUCUUUAAGCGGCAUAACGGACCUCCCUACAGGGACGACAACGAACUUGCCUACGAGAACAUCGACCCCAUUUUGCAGGACCUUCUGCGAAACAUGUUUACUAAAAACCCGGACAAGCGAAUUCGUCUGAAGGAUAUCAAGACCCAUGCCUGGGUUGCGAAAGGAAUUCCAGAUGUGGAAGCGUGGUUGGCUGAGACUGACCCAGCCAAGACUUCGGGCAGGCGAGUCCAGGUUAACGACAAGGAGGCGGCCCGCGCUGUCGUGCCUAUUGCCUUCUUGGAACGCGCACGAUCUACCGUGAAAAAAGCAGUUGGGAAGUUGAUGCACCCUUUAGGGGAUCGAAGCGAUAGCCGGUCAAGGCGGAGAGCUGCCAGCAGUGCUGCCAGCUCGGCUGGAGACAGCAUGUUCAAUGUACCGCCCACGCCACACUCGAGAGAAGCACGUAGAAAGAGUCUCAAGAGCGAAGACUAUUUUUCCAACGUCAAAGACUUUGCUUUUGGUGGCUCCGACCAUCCUCUUGUCCACAGCGAGACAGUCUCUCCCUAUGAGUCUCCCUACGACCCUCUCGCUACGGCUAUCGCUCAACCCGUCAAGGGCCAAGGAGCUGCCCUUUUACAUGCCAUUCAGAACAGCUACAGCGACUCGAGGACGAAUAGUGGCACGGCAUCGCCUUCAGAUCAGUCAACAAUUCCUGGGACAGCGUCAUUUUACAAGCCUUUUCAGAGAUACUCGCAAAGCCCAUCGAAUGGCAAUAGCUUUUUGACGCUUACAGCUGGAUUACCCGAGGUCAGGACACAACCUCCUACACCUUUUUCCGGUGACUCCACACUGGACGAUCCGUCCAAGGAAAUGCGGCAAACACGUGGAUACGACGCCUUGACAGAGGAAGCUCUCCGUGCACGCUCAGCAGAGCGUGGCGUGUUCAGAGACCAAGAUAAGCGCGCCCCUGCACAAGUGAGCGCCACCACCGCGAGUGUACCUGGUACCCUUCAUAGGAUGCCUAGCCUUCCUGGCAAGCCUCGAGCUAUGCGAUCGGUGGACUUGGGUAAGGCGAAGCAGGCCACCAGCGCCUUAGCUUCACCACUGUUCUUUUCGUCUCGGUCUGUCACCGGCUACCAGCAUGGCCAGCCACAAUCGGACUCAAACAUCUACGAGACUCAGCGCCUCACGGCCGACCUAGAGGAGAGACCGCAGACAGCACACAGGAUCGAAAGUGUGCGGGAUAUACCGGAGGCAAGAACGCCACCACCGCGCACAUACAAUACGUCAACUCCCGAGUCGUUCGCCCGCGCAAAAAGCGAGAUGCAGCGCAAGCAAAUCGCAGAAAGUCUUAUUCAACAAGCUCCGGACGACGUCAGGUCAGAUAUUGCCGUGGUCGAUCCAACCGAAGUACCCUGCCCUCUCUCGCCCGAUGACGAGCGAUUUGGCACGCCGCCACCUCCAUCUCGUGAGGACACGAUGGAGACUGAAAAGUCCUCCCGCUCGACAUCCAUCGGUGGCCUGGCUUCUCCUAUUACGAAUCCCAGCGAAGUAGCCAGUCCCGUCUCGUCUGUCAACCACCACACGAAAGAGGAGAUGCUUGCCUUCCAAUCUGAUCCGUCGCUUCCCGCUCUUCUCAGCGGUGCCAGCUCGGUAUCCGAUGCUGAGCCCGUGGAGCCUGCUGUUAUCAACAAGCCUGGUUUACUCGAAACAACAGAUUCCCUGACACCUCCAGCAUACCUUAAGGAGCCCAUGGCCGGAUUUCCAUUGGAACAAUUCGAGCAACAAGGACGAUUCGAGACACACAAUGCGUCAUUUAAUGCCGGCCCGAUCCCGCUUCGCAUCACACGCAGCCCAGUCUACAGAAGCCCGCCUCUCAUCCACCACAGUCCCGAUAUGCGUCCACAAGAGGACGAUGAUGACGAUAGUGAUAGUGAUGAGGGCCUUUUGAUGGCGAAGACCAAGAAGAAAUCUACAACCAACACUCACAGACAGCCAAGAAAGUUGCCAUUGGCGAAGAGGUCAUCACCUGCGCCGACUGACUUUAACGUGCUUGGCACGCGACUACCUGCCUGGCUCGCGCUCAUAACUAUAAGCACCCAACUCGACUCAUACAUUUUCCAACCUGUACAAUGGAUUCGGGAUGGUCUUUUUUGGCACAACAUUCAUACACAAUCGGUGGACUUUUUGAGUUUUCCGCCCGCAUUGCACAUCUCCUGCUGGCGCAUUUCUGCUGCCAGUUUCGAUUCGAGCGCGCUUCCUUUCCAUAUAGAGAAGAAUUGCAAUGAGCAGACUCGGACGACGACAUGCGGCUACGAAUGGAGGAGAAAUGACGGAGGGGACUACGAAGGGAGGCAGGUUGGGGGAAAUCUGCCAUCAGGGGAGGCUUUUGGGUUAUGGGACAGAGGAGGAUGCAUCGACGAUUAG
Molecule: messenger RNA, 5088 nt
Organism: Colletotrichum lupini
Lineage: Eukaryota; Fungi; Ascomycota; Sordariomycetes; Glomerellales; Glomerellaceae
Exons: 8
Coding region: 1-5088 (1695 amino acids)
Biological process (GO): protein phosphorylation
Molecular function (GO): ATP binding; protein kinase activity
Source: RefSeq, a predicted model, not a curated record